ACAACUACUACUACCUUCCACUGAACUAGUAUUACGUGUCUUUUUCAUGUAUAAAUGGCCUUUAAAGUAUUCUCCAGACUCACUGCGGUGACUCUCCGACUGAAGCCUCAUCCUGCCGCCUUCAGUGCGUUGAGCUCCGGCGGCAGUUUAACGGUGGAACACGACCGACAGAACCGGCGCUUCACCGUCUCUCCGGACAGCGGAGCUGACUGUGCCGUGCUGCUCUACAGGUUCACCGGGGAGAAGGAGGUGGAUCUCAUGUCAACCUUUGUACCGGAGACCUUCAGGGGCCACGGUGUUGCUGCUCUUCUGUCUCAGGCUGCCAUGGACUUCCUGGUUGAGGAAAACCUCAAGGCUUAUGUCUCCUGUUGGUAUAUAAAGAAAUACAUCGAGGAAAACCCGCGACAGCGUUAUGAACAACGUGUCAUCACUUGACUGAAGAGCAGAUGAGAUUCUACCUCAAAUCAACAACAACCUCGUGUGUCAAUGGAUCAAUAAGUCAUAUCAUAUUUAUAUUGUAGAGAUGUUUGACGAAACCCCAUUAAAGUUAGGCACAUACAAUUCAGAACAGAGACAUGCAUUUAAUCCAACGUAAUUAUGAAUAAAGCUACGGAAAAUCUCCCUGAAAUGAAUUCUGGGUUUGAAGACGUUUGUCUGUAAUCACUCUGUUUAUAUUUUCUAAUAAAAUAUGAAUAUUUAUGAAUUAUUCAUAUGUUUAUCAAGACAUAAUGUUUGAUUGUUGAUCAUGUCUGUAUACUUGAAGAAACACUACAAAUCUUUGUCUUUCUAAGAUGUAUUUGUUGACAAUUAAAA
Molecule: messenger RNA, 813 nt
Organism: Anarrhichthys ocellatus (wolf-eel)
Lineage: Eukaryota; Metazoa; Chordata; Actinopteri; Perciformes; Anarhichadidae
Product: protein NATD1-like
Exons: 3
Coding region: 55-435 (126 amino acids)
Source: RefSeq, a predicted model, not a curated record